Molecule: messenger RNA, 975 nt
Organism: Pseudozyma flocculosa PF-1
Lineage: Eukaryota; Fungi; Basidiomycota; Ustilaginomycetes; Ustilaginales; Ustilaginaceae
Exons: 3
Coding region: 1-975 (324 amino acids)
Source: RefSeq, a predicted model, not a curated record
AUGAAGACGUCCACAUUCACCUACGCCAGCCGCUACGACGGCGAGCUCGACGUCAAGCUCGACCUCCACGUCCCCGACUCGGCGUCGGCCUCUUCGUCGGCGCCGCUCCCCGUCGUCGUCUGGUUCCACGGCGGCGGGCUGAUCCAGGGAAGCCGCAACAAGAUGCCCCCACACAUCCAGCGCGCCGUAGACAGGUACGGCAUCGCCGUCGUCUCGCCCGACUACCGCCUCGCCCCGCAGUGCCGCGCUCCCGGCAUCCUCGACGACGUGUCCGACCUGCUCGCCUUCCUCGUCGACAAGCUGCCCGCCAGCCUGCCCAGCUCGGCGCCCAAGCUCGACCUGGACCGCAUUGUCCUCACCGGAUCCAGCGCCGGCGGGUGGCUCGCGCUCCUCCUCGGUCUCGGCAUGUGCCCGCGCACCCGCCCCGAGCUGCUGGCCAGGGUCGACGCCAUCGCCGGCAUCUACCCGAUCACCACCAUGGACCACCCCUUCUUCCUCGAGAAGCGCGUACCCUUUCUGGGGCCGCUCGCCAACCCGCCCUCCGAGUUCGCCGAGUACGUCGAUCCGGACGCCCCAGCCACGGCCAACACGUUCGAGGACCGCAAGCGCAGCAACUUCUACAUGCACGCCCAGCGCGAGGGCAUCUUCCCCGCGCUCCUCUUCACUGACCAGCAGCGCAACGACGAGGGCUGGCUGCAAAAGACCGACGUGCCCGCCUUUGUCCGGUCGUCGAGCGAGGCGCAGCGGAAGGCCUGGCCGGCCAUCUACACGAUCCACGGCGCACCCGACACGGCCGUCGACGUCGACCAGUCGCGCAAGCUCAAGGCGGCCCUCGACGCCGUCGGCGUGCCGUCGACCUACGACGAGGUCCCGGACAAGGAGCACCUCUGGGACGAGUUCGAGCCGCAAGACGACAUGCCGGCAUUCUGGAACUUUGUCACGGGCCGUUUCUCGGGCGCACCUUCCAAGAUCUAG